AUGCGAGGAGAUUCCGGCAGUCUCGAUUGUGACCGAAAUCAUCAUCAUCAUCAUCAUCAUCAUCAGCUCCAACCACCGCAACCAUCACCAAUCACCCAGUCCAGUCCUAAUGCAUUUAUAACGACCGGUCGUUGCGAUGUGUCCGCUCUGGACGGGCACAGUUUGAAGUCCCAUUCUGGAUCGGUCACUCGAACACGUCGAACACGCGGUAAACAGUUUGGAGACAAUUCCAGAUUUAUGACUAACUCGACAGAUUAUUCGUCCAUGGAAAACUAUCAGUUGAACGGAACCGGUUCAGAAUCCCCUUAUCGUGCCACCAAAUCGGGCAAUGGAUUCCAACUGAUGGAUACUUCAUCAUUGUCCAUGGGUAGCGAUUUCUCGGACGCAUGUACGGCUUCCACCACACCGGAACUACGCAGUCCGCUUGGAUCCCAGAUCCAUCAGGAUCGUCCUCAAAGUGUAUGUAUUGAUCUCGAGGGCACCGAAUCGCCUCACUUGAUGUCAGAUCUCAAUUCUGUGACCAGUUCGAUCGCUGCGGAUGACAUGGUUCGCUGUGGAACAGACCAACUAUCUGUUACGUUCAAACCAAAUGGCACAUACUGUUCCACGGACUCAGGGGUGGGACAUUCUACUUCCAGUGACGAUUACAGCAAUACCAUCACAGGUUAUGCAAUCACUUCACUGGCCAAUGGAUGCUUGACUGAAUUAAGCACAACUCCGACAACCACCGGGUCAGUGAACACUCUGGGUGUUGAACAUCAUUCAUUCAGCAAAGUGACCGAUUCGAACACCUAUCUGAGUGAGAGCCUAAACUCCGGUACAUCUUCUUUGGUCACAUCGUUGACUGAUCUGUAUGGAAUGCCCAUGAUAGAUCGUCACAAUUGCGAGAACACCGUGUCCCUGUCAGAUGAGACAUCACUGUCCGUACCGCCUUCGCUAGAUCUGAAUUUAAGUGCAUCUUUUCGACAACUAUAUCACGCGUUAUUUGAUUCAACCGGGGUACAUUGUGAAUCCCCGCUGUUUCAUCCAUCCUCAUCAUCAUCAUCCUCAUCUGGCGAUUGUUUAACACGGAAUUCACCAUCCAUCGACAAAGUUCCAUCUGUCGAUCAUCGUGAUCCGGAUGGAAUUUUCGCGUUGCAUCGACGUGUGUCCGUUUCGGGGUCCACGGUCAGCUCAAAAUUGUCCACGACCGAUCCAACAUUCCCUUGCGUGAAUGAUAAUUCCGAUCAGUCGAGACUGUCAAUGAGCGCGCUGCUCUAUCGCAGCUUACGCACUGCCAGUCUAUUCGACUGGGGUUCAGUGAAUUUGGACGACUAUACUGAUUUAACUUCAAAGAUACGUGCGGCAUCCGCGAAUCCGCGAAACUUGACUAUAGAACAACUGAGCGAUUUGAACAGCAGUUUGGAACAGGCUUUCAAUCGGAUCGUACAAUCAAGAAACGACCGGGCCCAACCCAUAUUCGGACAUCGUCCACGAUCCGAUCCACUGGUUUUUCACGCCAAACGCAGUCUGGAUCCCGGCACACAUUUCGAUCCAGAACAGCCGAGUCACAAAACUCUAAGAUCUAAUUCACUGAACGAACAACCCGAUAUGCGAGUACUGGACGUGUUGAAACGUAACGGUGGCUCACUGGCCGGUGAUAUUGUCGACUCGAUCACGCGAAUUGCCAGCCCGCGUGUGGAUUCGCAUCAGCAUCCGCACCAAUCAGUCCCCGGGCAAUCAGUCACAUUUCUCGCUGACCCUCAAUCGGAUACGGGCAUGCAUUGUGACGGAUCGGGAUUCUCCACACCGUAUCCUCGACCACUCUCGGCUAUUCCGACCACAGAUACUAUGGAUUCUUGGACUGUGGAUGCUAUAGGACAAUACGCGCACGAGACCUCCAGAUGUACAAGUUCUAGUGAGUAA
Molecule: messenger RNA, 1905 nt
Organism: Echinostoma caproni
Lineage: Eukaryota; Metazoa; Platyhelminthes; Trematoda; Plagiorchiida; Echinostomatidae
Source: the annotation of a GenBank genome assembly